Molecule: messenger RNA, 588 nt
Organism: Necator americanus (New World hookworm)
Lineage: Eukaryota; Metazoa; Nematoda; Chromadorea; Rhabditida; Ancylostomatidae
Exons: 1
Coding region: 1-588 (195 amino acids)
Source: RefSeq, a predicted model, not a curated record
AUGACGAUCUGCACUUGUAACGCCCGAACGCCUGCAGCAGAAGUGGCCAUUGAAGAUCUGAUGAUGCAAGCCAGGAAGUUUAAGUACGAUGUCAUCGGACUGAACGAGACAAGGCGACGCCGCCCACUAAACGCCGUGUAUGACACUGGAGAAGAACUGUUCUUAGGAACAUGCGAAAGUAGAGGAGUUGGUGGAGUUGGUGUCCCCGUCAACACAAAUAUGGCAGUAAACAUCGACUCUUUCGAACAACUUACAAUUCGAAUAGGAGGUUUACGGAUGAGAAGAUGUAGUUCAACACCAGCUUUGACAAUCUUCGUCGUUUAUGCUCCAACAUCAAGCUACGAAAAAGAAGUCGAAGUUUUCUGUAUGGACCUGGAGAAGUUCUACAGAGAAAAUCAUACCAUCCACAAGGUCAUAAUUGGUGAUUUCAACGCCAAAAUUGGCCCCAGAAGAACGCCCAGAGAACUUCACAUCGGAACCCACGGCCGCCAAUGGAAUGAGCAGGGAGAGAGGCUUUCCGAGUUCAUCAUGACGACUAAGACCACACAUGGGAACUCGCAACUCCAGAAGCCCUCUUCUUUACGCUAG